Messenger RNA from Triticum aestivum (bread wheat), 1505 nucleotides. RefSeq lists its product as uncharacterized. Bases 232 to 1344 code for a protein of 370 amino acids. The transcript has 2 exons. The record is from RefSeq and is a predicted model, not a curated record. NCBI's taxonomy places the organism in Eukaryota, Viridiplantae, Streptophyta, Magnoliopsida, Poales, Poaceae.
CUGCGAGGUACCUACGAACAGGGCCUGGCAGGGAAGCACGGCCGGGAGCGCAACAGAGCAAGCAGCGGCACCGGUAAACACGUGAAGUAGUACCCAUAUGUACCGAGGCAAGAAAGAGGAUAUAUUUCUAACACCUUUGUAUCGCUCAGCCUUGUUGCUUUAUCUAUAAUAAUAAAGUGGAGUGAAAGCCAACUCAUCGGAUUAAUCUCUACUAGAUCGAUCAAAGUGGACAUGGUGAUCAAUCAAAGUGAAGAUUCGUCUCUACUGGAUCCAACAUUAUUCCCACUGUUACUUUUUGAUUAUGACUAUUACGAGCCUGGAGGAGACAGUACGGAUGAUAGCAUCGAUGGUGACCUUGAGGAUCAAGAAGAUCAUGACGGAAGUGAUGAAAGUGAGAAGAGUGACAAUGAUGAUGAGACCAGCGAAGCAAAUGGCGCAUUCUUCUUCUACAGUAUAACCAAGAGACUCUUGCUACGCAAGAGAGUAGAUCAUCUGAAAGACCACCUCUACUGGACAACACCACAAGGCUGGAUGCUCAUGUCGCACCCAGAUUCACAUGACACCUUCUUGUGGAAUCCAUUCACGCAUGAGAGGAUUGGCCUACCCCCCGACGAAGAUGAUUUCCUUCCAAGUACCAGAAUUAGGUGCUUGCUAUCGCAUAGGCCAACGGAUCCAGACUGUGUGGUGGUGGUUGUGAAUUGCAGAGAUACCAUACUUUGGUAUUGCCAUCCCGGAGCAAAUCGGUGGUCUAGUCACAUGUACGACUAUACCGGAGGAAAUCAGUGGUUUACCAAUAUGCAAGACGUGGUAGCGCAUGACCAAAUUCGUCGGGCCGCCGUUAGAUCAAUGUCGUCUCUCACAGCAGUUGGGGGGAAAUUCUACGCACAUAUGUCUGACAGAGUUGUGAGACUCGAGUUCCUGCCAAACCCAACGUUUACUACAAUCCCGGCCGAGGAAGCUUCAAAUACAGGGUACAGCUACACAUGUUCACACUCCAGCUUGCUAGAGUCUUGUGGUGAGUUGUUCAGCUUGAUUAUGAAGCAUCCAACAGUUUGUGAUCACAAGGUUGCCCAGAUUGAAGUUCAGAAGUUGGACCUAUCAACAAGAGCUUGGGUGAAAGUAGACAAGCUGGACGAUAGGGUAUUCUUCGUUGAUUCCGGCUGCCUUGGCGCAUCACUUGGUGCAAAAGAAGUCGGAUUGAAGGGAAACUGCAUCUAUUUCGUGAGGCGCCAGGACAAGGCGUUGUAUGUUUACGACAUGGAACGAGGAACUACUGCGGUACAUGAUCCAGGGCUAGAUUUACCGGAUGACAUGGCGCCUGAGAUUGUAGUGCCUCCUUCUUGAAUGUUUUGCUGUGUAAUGCGCCUUUUCCCUAAGGGUUUCCUUUUGUGAGAGGAGAUGAUGACACUUUUGAUUCGCUACAUCCCUCUAAACACAUCAAUGGCUCAGAUUAAUUCAUAACCCUUCGUAAUAAAGGGCUGGAUGGUCUGUUUUUUCAAAGUACG